GGUUAUGCUAUUUGUCAGUAAUGUCACCAUGGAAUAACCGAUGUGGGAAUGAGAAUGUAGGGUAUAAAAGGGGGUUAAGAGGUGAAAUUAAUUUACAUAGGAAAUUAGAAGUGUUAUGUGAAGGUAUUUCCUCUUCAAUUUCGAGUAUUAGUCAAGUAUUCAUCAGUAGUAUUGUGAAAUGGAUAAAGUUUACAUAAUUUCAGCUUGUAGAACUCCUAUAGGUAGUUUUCAAGGACAAUUUGAAAAAUUUUCUGCUUCGGAAUUGGGAGCAAUUGCUAUUUCUGAAUCUAUCAGAAGGGCCAAGCUUAAUCCAGAAGAUGUAGAGCAUAUUAUAAUGGGUCAAGUGCUGACCGCAGGUCAAGGUCAAAACCCAGCUAGACAGGCAGCCAUUGGGGCCAAAAUUCCAAACACAUCACCCUCAUAUACGGUGAACAUGUUAUGUGGAUCUGGCUUGAAAUCUGUGGCCCUUGGAUUCCAAGCUAUCAGGAAUGGAGACUAUGGCAUUGUGAUAGCAGGUGGCCAGGAAAGUAUGACAAGAGCCCAACAUUCAGCCUAUCUCAGAGGAUGUAAACUAGGACAGCUCAAUUUAUCUGAUACUCUGUUGAGUGAUGGUUUAACAGAUGCUUUCAACAAAGAUGUUCAUAUGGGUAAUACAGCUGAACAUCUGUCUAAACUAUACUCUAUUCCUCGAGAAGACCAAGAUAAAUACGCAUGCCAAUCCCAAAAUAAGACGGAAGAGGCCAUCAAGAAUGGAUUCUUCACAGAAGAAAUAAUUGGUGUUCCGGAAAAAAGAACAAAGAAACUAUUGGAUAAAGAUGAGUUUCCAAGAUUUGGUACAACUGUAGAAACUCUGACAAAACUAAAGCCUUGUUUCAUCUCUAACGGAACUGUCACCCCUGGAAAUGCUUCAGGUAUAAAUGAUGGUGCUGCAGCUUUGGUACUGGCAAAUGAAUCUGUAGUGAAUAGUAAACACCUAAUCCCACUGGCAAAAGUUUUAGCAUUCGCAGAAGUUGGAGUUGACCCAAUGUGUAUGGGAACUGGACCAAUUGGAGCCGUUACAAAUGUACUGAAAAAAGUUGGAUGGUCAAAAGAAGACGUGGAUCUGUAUGAACUAAAUGAAGCUUUUGCAGUACAGAGUAUCGUUGUCAACAAGAUGUUAGAAAUAGAUGAAGCCAAAGUAAAUAUAACGGGUGGAGCCAUAGCUAUGGGUCAUCCUAUUGGGUGUUCGGGAGCUAGAGUGUUAGUUACAUUGAUUCAUAAUUUGAAAAGAACUAAGAAGUCGAAAGGAGUUGCUGCCCUAUGUAUUGGAGGGGGAAUGGGAAUAGCGAUGGCCAUAGAAAUGUGUUGAUAAAGAAUGGUGCUCUAUUUUGUUGAAAUUUUAUGUAUGUGACAGUAUUUUUUACAAGAUAUAUAUUUGUUAUUAUAAAUAAAUAUACAAU
Molecule: messenger RNA, 1439 nt
Organism: Leptinotarsa decemlineata (Colorado potato beetle)
Lineage: Eukaryota; Metazoa; Arthropoda; Insecta; Coleoptera; Chrysomelidae
Gene: Acat2
Product: Acetyl-CoA acetyltransferase 2
Molecular function (GO): acyltransferase activity, transferring groups other than amino-acyl groups
Source: RefSeq, a predicted model, not a curated record